AUGGCCAGCGACGUAGUAGCUGCCGUCCAAGCUGCCGAGAGCUUCAUCAACAGCGUCUCCAGCAAAAUUGAGUCCUCGCAGCCAUCGCCGGCCUCGACGAACAGCUCGAAGGAUAGCGGGUGCCAGGAGGAGAAUAAUAAUGCGCAGGUUAAGCCAAGACCGCUGGUUGAGCAGCGAAGCUCGCGAGGGUCUGUCGGGUCUGUAUCACCGGUAUUGGAGCAGUUGGAGCAAAUGAUUGUUAGCGAUGAAUGGGUGGAUAGGGACGGUUCAACAAGUUCGGGGCAUACGCCGGUUUCGCGGGUACGAUCAAGGGAGGGGCAGAAGUUGAGCGAGUUGGGAAGAACGUUGGUCACGUCCGCUUCAUUGAAGGCGUACAUCGACCUUCUCGGUAACCACCACCGCCAAAGUAUUGCCGCAUGGCUUUAUGGUAACACCUGCAGCGCGUUCACGCAGCAAUUCCGCUUUGCCGAUUCGGCCGUCUAUUGUUCGCCGCAAGAGGGAAACAUCCAUCAAUCCGUCCGACACGGAAUUGGGCAAGCCGUUCGUCUCGCCCUCAUCGAAGCCUAUGGAGGGGCAUAUGAAACGAGUGGAUGGAAGGCAUUUGCCGAACAGGGAGCUCCAGUCAUCUAUCUUUCACCGGCUCUUCAUUUGGAAGUUGCUUCUUACUUGACAACCGAAUUCGGAAUCUCGGAUAUUGUACAGCUUGAGAAGUUGCCCGCCGAAAUGUCUGACAUCGAAGGCCGAAUUGACUACCAUGCUUUUGAUCGUCUCGUUGAUCAGCACCUAGCUGAAGGAAAACGCCCACUGUUGCUUGUCGGUGUCGUCGGGUCCACCAUCCUCGGCCAAAACGACAUGAUCAGCAAGAUCUUGGAGGUUCGAAAAAAGUCUAAAUUCUGGCUUCACGUCAUCGGGCAAGCGGCUGCUGCUCUGGCUUUGAAGGAGCCCUCGGAGGUGUUGGUGCACGUGCUUUCUCAAGUUGACUCUAUCACAAUGCCACUUGCGACUUGGCUUGGAAUUCCGGCAGCUCCGGUUGUGACCCUUCACCGACAACCGGAGGGACACAAACCUACCUACCGUGAAAAGCUUGACACGCUCCCUUGGUGGGUGGCCACUCAAUACCUUACCACUCGCCGCAUCACCGACACCCUGGAGAACUGCUACAUGCUGAGCAAACUGAUGCUCAAAGGUCUCGCCAGCACUCCUCAAAUCGAAGUGAUUGGCAUGGAAAACCCGCAGUCGUUUGCUGCCCAGGUUUACAAGAACCAGUACACCGCUCCGACGGUUCUCGUCUUCCGCUACAAAUAUCCAAAGGCGAAGCAAGCUAGACAGGCUUGGGAAAUGUACCGAGCCCGUGAGGGUGAUAAGGAAGAAGCGGAAGGACAAGCUUUGCAUAGGGCCGCCGAUGAAGAAUUGGAAUACGCGGAUUCGUUGAAUAGCUGGCUGGGCCAAGGACUGCUCCAGGAAUGCCAGCAACUUGGCAUCUACAUGAUCGAACUGGGCGGAUUCCACGGCACCGCCUUCCGCUUCUGCCCUCUGGAACAUUCAGCUGCUCUUGCCUCCAACGCCGACCAUGUCCAGAAAUUCAUCAAGCAACUCGGGGAGAUCCUGAAGAUUGUCGAUUCUACUGUGGCUGCUAAGGCCAAGUUUGACGACAUCAAGGAGCAAUUCCCGCACCUUGCGCUUUUGCCGAUCAGAAAAUGGGCGGGUGUCGGAGCUGUUUGCUAUAUUCCAAACAUCGUGAAGGAUACUCCUUCCAUUGAAUGGAAUGAGAAGCAACGGCAGCAGGUCUCGCACCUUAACCUCGAGCUUGUUCAUCAACUACGUGUCGUCGAUUCCGCGUUUUCCUCUGGUGAAUCGGCCGCUUAUCAAGUAUCUUGCGUCAAGUUCGGCAUGCUCAGCGAUGCCAAAGAUUUGGUGGACCUCGUGCAAAUGGUGUCGGAUAAGGGAAAGGAGAUUGAGAACAGCCAGCAGUACCUCGAUAGUCUGGCUGAGUUGAUUCGACAGGGAAUUGAGGCCGCGAAUGAGGAUCUGAGGAAGGAGAAUGAGAAUCGGCUCCAGCAAGAGGGUGUGAUGCGUCAGCUACCGAUAAUGGGAUCGCUGGUGAAUUGGUGGUCGCCGUUGGAUAAGGAGAGUCAUGCCAUUAAAGGAAGAUCUUUUGAUUUGAAGACUGGUCAAAUCCUAUCCACGGAUACCGUCUUCCACUUCUCCCGAAAGUCGUCAAGCAGCUCGUUGGAUGCGCCUUUGGCCCCCCACACCCUAACCAAGACCACAGACCCUGUCCCUGAAGAAUCCGCCGCUGAAACUGCCGCGGAACAAGACGCCCAACUAACCACAGAACCACCAGCCAGCCCAACCCAGGAGAAACCCGUCGAAAAUGGACAC
Molecule: messenger RNA, 2382 nt
Organism: Mesorhabditis spiculigera
Lineage: Eukaryota; Metazoa; Nematoda; Chromadorea; Rhabditida; Rhabditidae
Source: the annotation of a GenBank genome assembly